Molecule: messenger RNA, 1375 nt
Organism: Acanthopagrus latus (yellowfin seabream)
Lineage: Eukaryota; Metazoa; Chordata; Actinopteri; Spariformes; Sparidae
Exons: 4
Coding region: 98-733 (211 amino acids)
Biological process (GO): cell surface receptor signaling pathway; negative regulation of T cell proliferation; positive regulation of T cell proliferation
Cellular component (GO): external side of plasma membrane
Source: RefSeq, a predicted model, not a curated record
GAAUUCUGUAAACUGUGGAGAGUACUUCGGAAGACCUGCCGCUUUGUAAUUGCUUAGUAACAUGACAUGAAGCAGUUGCUGAAAGAAGUAUCUCUGAAUGGAGAAGAUGAUCUGCAGGAUCCUGCUGCUCAUCAGCCUCAACUGUGUCUGUGGAACAUUUGUAGUGAAUGUGACACAGACCUCCUAUCAGGCAGAGGAGAACCACAACAUCACACUGGAAUGGACGUUCACACCCACAGCUGACACUUCCCCCGACUCCCUUGUAAUAUUCUGUGAGAUGAGAACUGAUCACACAGUCUUAGUCCUGUUUUUACUACAUGGAGGUGUUGUGGUCCCAGAGUCUCAGGAUCAACAGUUUGUAGGACGAGUCCAGUUGGACAAAGAUGCCCUCAGUGACGGACGACUCAGACUUCAUAUGUCCAGACUCAGGACUGAGGACUCAGGCUGGUACCUGUGUGAUGUGAGGACAAACUAUGGUGUGGACUCUGGUGAAUGUCGGCUCAACGUCUCUGCAGCGAGGGAUUGGCCCGAACCUGAGAGACCCAACACAGACACACCUGAGAGACCCAACAGUGAGAGAGCGAACAGGGUCAGUUGGGGAAUGAUCUUCCUCUGUGGACUGGGACUGACAGCAGCAGUGGCAUUGUGUGGUGUCUUCUUCGCCUUUGUUCAUGUGUUUAUUCAUAUGUCUUGUCUAAGAAACAGAGUCCAGUGGAGACAAUUUUACAGCUAAGCAGGAUCAAGGAAAGAGUUUGAUCCACAACUUAAUGAUUUUUAACAACAGUGAUAGCUGAACAGGGUCAGUUGGAUAUGGAUUACCCUCUACUGUGAACUGGGACUGACAGCAGCAGUGGUCGUUGUGUGGUUUCUUUGUCGCCUUUUAUUUAUUCACUGUCUAAGAAACAAAGUCCUGUGGAGGAUUAUAGAAAGGUUACAGCUCAGCAGGAUCAGUGGAAACGGUUGAAACACAUCCUGCCUUUUGUUCAGUAAGUGUCUGUAAUAAAAGAGUCAGAGGAGAUAAACAAUAAUGGAGUUGAUCAAGGAAACCUUGUUCUUCACCUUUGUUGUCCAUUAUUUUGACUACUACACAUCAGACGAGCCCCCUCACUGUCCAUUCUUGAAACUAAUCUUAAAACCCAUCUUUAUUCUUCGGCUUUCAACCCAGCAUGAGAUCCUGCUCUUGUUUUAGUGUCUUAUUGUUUUUAUUGUUAUUGUUUUAUUGUUUUUUAUAUUGUAUUUUAUGUUUUAUGUUGUAUUUCCUAUUUAUGCACAGCACUUUGCCCCAGCUAUGGCUGCUUAAAGUGCUUUAUAAAGCACUUUAAAGCUUACUUGUUGUAAUGUGCAAUUUAAAUUAAAAUGAAGUGCUGCUUUUUCA